CUCAAAUACAGAAAGACGCUUCUUUCUGUAAGAUUUUAAAGAUUUAUAUUUAUUGUAUGAACAAAAUACAAACAAUCGGGUUCGUCUUGGAUUAAGAAGAUAAUUUAGGAAUGAAAUCAGUUUGCUUCUUUUUUAUCGUCAGUAGAGAAUUUAGCCUACUGCCUGAAGUAAAUGGACUAUCACACCAUUAUCUCCGGAGAUGAAAUUUUGAAGGGUGCUGUCGACCAAAAUCAUGUCGGAUUGUAGCUGGAAUAAUAUCCUAUCAACAAAGAAAAAAUAAGGCUUUUUUGCAAUAUUCCGCUCCAACUGCUGCGUCUUUCUGCAGUCUGAGGCGGUUGCAGCUGCGGGGCUGAAGAUGGGCCGCUUUCAUUCUCAGGUUUUCAUGAUGCUGGUGAUGGUAGCACUGCCAGUAGUGGUACGUUGUUGCCCGAAGCCAUGUGCAUGCCACCAGCCCACAGAGGUGCACUGCACCUUCCGUUCCUUACUUACCGUGCCAACUGGCGUGCCCAAACAUGUGCAACGGAUGAACCUGGGGUUCAAUACUAUAAAUAAAAUAGCGUACAGCUCUUUUGCUGGGCUACGAAAACUAGAGCUGCUUUUGAUGCAUGGGAAUGAUAUGAAUCGAAUUCCUGAUGGAACAUUCCGUGACCUCGUAUCCCUUCAGAUGCUGAAACUAAGCUAUAAUAAACUGAAGGUAAUUAGUAGACAAACCCUUAUUGGUCUCUGGAGUGUCACUAGGCUGCACCUGGAUCACAACAAACUUGAGUUCAUCAACCCUGAUGCAUUUCAAGGCCUCACUUCUCUUCGUCUUUUGCAACUGGAGGGCAACCAACUUCAGCAGCUCCACCCAGCCACCUUCUCCACUUUCUCCAUUCUUGGACACUUCCCAGUGUCCACCCUGAAGCACCUGUACCUGUCUGAUAAUGCCCUUACCACACUGUCAAAGUGGAUGCUGGCAGGCAUGCCAUAUCUAGAGAACCUGUCCUUGCAUGGGAACCCCUGGACCUGUGACUGCCACAUGAGAUGGUUCAAAGAGUGGAAUACAAAUUCGCAAGGUGUGUUAAAAUGUAAGAAGGACAAAGCUUAUUAUGAAGGCCAGCUCUGCCCUUUGUGUUCCUCUCCAAAACACCUAAAGAAGAAACAACUUCAGGAUUUAGAGAGGCCCACUUGCAAUAGUCCCGUUCUCAGCACCCCACACAGAGUAAUUUCCUCUGAGGACACAGAAAGUGAACUCCUGACGAUGGAUGAAUUUCGUCAACCCCUUGGCAACAUUUCCCUGGGCCUGUCAGAUGAACAUGGAAAUCAAGUAGACUUGAACUGCAUUGUCACUGAGCCAAGAGAGCUGACUAGCAUAGGCUGGGACUAUGUUAACCAGUAUCAAAUAUCAGCAAACCUGACUCUGACAUUAGAUCUAGAGUGUCCCAUUGAUAGGUCCAAUUAUGAGAGGUUGUGGAGAUUGAUUGCAUAUUACAGUGGUGUUCCAGCCCACCUUCAAAGGGAAAUUAUGUUAAGCAAGGACCCUUACAUUAGCUUCAGAUAUCGGCAAGAUGUUAAAAGGGAUGCUCUUUACUAUACAGGAGUGAAAGCAAACAUAGUAGCUGAGCCAUCCUGGUUAAUGCAGUCAUCAAUGGACCUCCAGCUUAACAGACUUCAGUCUACAAGUAAAACUGUUCGACUCCUUCUAAGCACCCAUCUGACUGAAGUUGUGGAGACUGAAUCUUUAAGACAGCAGAAAAGGGGGUGGGUUAUAAUUGAUUCCAAAAAUGACACUAAAACUAUGCAGGUUGCUGUGGUGGGAAGUCCUGUUGAGAUAAGCUGUGCAAUACAUAGCUCUGGGAAUCAGUCAGUGAAAUGGAUGCUCCCUGAUGGCUCUACAUUAAAAACACCUUAUAGCAGUGGUGAUAACAGGCUCUCAGCUUCAAGUUCUGGCUUGCUUGAAAUCAAAUCUCUUGAUCAUUCUGAUUCAGGAGUGUACUAUUGUAUUGCACAGGUCUCCGAUGACCUCACUAUCCUCCCUUUUCGUCUGACAGUGGAGGAAUCUUCCAGCCCACCUCCUGGAGGUGAAGGAGUAACAGAGCCAAUUACAAGAUUUGCAGGAGGAGUUGUUUCCCUUCCUUGUGUUGCCACUGGGUCGCCUGAUGCUGAUGUACACUGGAUUAUUCCUGAUGGAAGCAUUGUAAACAAGUGGGUAAACAUUUCCAAGACAGUUGUGUCAUCAAACGGAACUCUGAUUAUUCGACACAGUCAGAUUUCAGACAGUGGAUCCUAUAAGUGUGUAGCAGGAAACCAGCAUGGGAUGGACACUUUGGUAACAAAAGUAAUAAUAGCAAGACCACAAGGUAUCCUCCCCUUAAGGAAAUACUCCAGCAGGCCUCAACCUGCUGAGGGACUUUCAACCAAAAUAAAAGUAAUCAUGACAAAUGAUGUGGAGUCAUCUGGGGAUAAUGAACCUGAAGAGCUUUCUGAGAAAGCCCUUCUGAGGCGUGCUGAUUUACCCAGUGGAAGGAGGGUCCCAAAUAUGGGAAUAAGAGGUGGCCAUACAUCUAGGAAUUCUUGGAGACGCCCUGUUAUGCCAAGGGGAAGAGUAGGUACCACGGGAGGGGACAGGGUUAACACUGUAGAGUCAAGAAGAAGAAUAAGUAUAUCAAACAACCAAAUAGAUCCAAAGCGCUGGGCUAGCAUUUUGGCAAAAGUUCGCAGUGGUGGAACUAGUACAAAAACUACUAAUCCAAAAUCAGUUCAUAGCAGUACAUACAGAAUACAGGAGUCAGAGACUGCCUACACAAAGAAGUCAGAAACUACUAACAGGAUUGAAGGAUCAUCUGCAGAAGGUACAACAAAAAUAGUACCAUUUGAAGAGGCAUUGUACGCAGUCACAAUGUCACAGAUGCCAUUUCUGGUUACUAAUUACAACAUGGACAUAAGACCUCUGGAUUCUGAGGACCAGAGACAUGUUAUUUACCAGAUAGCUGCACCUGAAACUGAUAUGAAUUCAGAUGUGUUUACAGCUAGCACACAUAUUGCACAAUCAACAAUUGGUCCACAGAUGACCCAUUUUACUGUGGGACAUUCAGAAGUUGCAGAGGGGUUUAAAAUAAGCACUAUGUUGAGCACAAUGUCAUAUGGAACUAAUUUACAGAAAAAACAAAGCCACACAAUGGAUGAUAGCAGAGUAGCUGAAGCAUUGCAGAGUUCAUAUGAUGACGUUGAUCAUGAUGAUGAUGAUAAUGAAUACAGGGUUUUAAAAAGUCUUGAACAUGUAGGACAGGAUUAUCAAGGAAAGACUUAUUACAGCUUAGCAUCAACCUCCACAAAGGUCGACACAGAACCAAGUGGAGAAACAUAUGGUGAUGCCAACUCGUUUAUUGAAAUCCUAACUACAAUUAAGCAAGGAACACAGCUCCUACAAAAGCAAAAUAUAUCUCAGCUGCAGAAAAAUAAUAUCUCAAAAAUUCCACUGUUUACUACUGUGACACCAACCACCAAACCCACUUCAGGAAAUAAUAAAGCAACCUCCUCUAAUUCACUUACUGCUUCAUCCUCACGUGCUAGUAACUCAUCCAGCAAGAGGAGGACUGGUGGAAGACGUAGAAAGCCUAAUAGAAGUAGAAGUAAGACAAACAGUUUUAAAUCAUCUGUAUAUCUCACAAAUGCCCCCCCACAGCCCACUUCAUCUUUAAUUUCUGAGGUCACGAAUGGGUUUUCAGUCGUUACUAAGACAACGGCUUUCUCUAAAACUAAUAUUGAAACAUCUCAAUGGGCCAAAAGUGCAGGAGCCAAGAUUAAUACUACUGUUCCAUUAACUCACAGCCAACUACCGUCACUAGGCAAAAUGACUCAUAAUGAGAACACAGAUCCUUUAUACAGUGGCAGGAAUCACCAAACCCAUAAAUUCAUACACCAAAAAAAAUGGUCUGUUACAAAGAAUAGAGACUCACCUAAUGCUAAGGCAACUAAAGAACUCAAAAGCACCACAACAGUUUCAGUGACUCCAUCAACAUCCAUUAGUUUUGGAAGAGAAGAAGAGAAAGCAACUUUGCACAAUGAAACAAAAUACACAUUAUCUCCUCCAAUUACAAAUCCUGCAGUGAAGGCAGCUGACCAUGAGCGGUUUACUAGUAUCCAUACCCCUGCAACUAAAACUUUUGAAGAGACACAACAGAAAAUAAUUACAGAAGAUGCCAGCUCAAGCCCAACAUCAGAUGACUCCCUUGAGAGCUUUCGAGCACAAUCAGAAGAGAUCCCAGGUGAAAGUCCAGACAAAACAAACAACCAAUAUAAACCUACAGACACUGAAAAUGUGAUGUCAUCCAAACAGCAUGUGAGGAUGUUUCCACUCAGGCUAUUCUCUUCAUCUUCCCCAAGUACCCAGCAUCAAACCAUCGAAAAUGAUUAUGCAAAAAUCCAACGUGGUUCAGUGACGGCAGUCAUUUUUGAAGGAGCUCACCAGAGUUCACUGAUUCCAACAGACAGGCCCAAAAGCUCUCAACAAUUAAUGCUUGCAACCACACAACCCAGCAGGGUUUCAGCUUAUAGCAUUCACAACAGAAAAGAUUCAACUACAGCUAUGAAUCCUUGGAGUUCAUCAGGAAAUGUUAAUGUGCCUCCAUUUACUAAAGAAAACAUACUUACCACAAAAACAACUACAACAGCCAUAAAGUCCCCUACAGCACAUACAAAUACGCAUUGCCCAAUUACACCCCUUUCUGCAAGCAGUGUAGUUGAAACAGACAAUUCAAAUCACAUUCCUGACAGUCACAAAGAAAGAUUUGUAACCCCAGGCCAGGAAACCAUUGGUAAACUUGAAUUAUCCAGUAGAACAACAUCUACAAUUAGACUAUUUUCUUAUCAGUCACACAGUGUUAAACCAUAUACUGUCAGUGGCACAAAUUUCAAAUCUGAGGUGACAAGAUCUCAAAGAUUAGAGGGAAACAUCCAUAAAAAGACCAUUACAAAAGCACCCAUAACUCCAACAUUGUCUUCAAUAUAUUCCUCAACUCAGCAGCAAUUUUCUAUGAGGCAAGGUGUUCAGAGUAGUGGCAACUCUACUGUACAUUACAUCAUAUCAGGAGGAGUUCAACAAAAACAAACAGUAGUGCCCGAGGGUAGAAGAAGACCUCAAAUCACCAGCACAGACAUUAGCUCUGUUGCAGCACAGACCGAAUCUGAUGCAUAUUUGCCCUGUGUUGCUGUGGGGAUGCCCAAUCCUUUCCUUUCCUGGACUAAAGUUUCUACAGGAGUUAGUGUCACACAGAACACUAGGGUCCAGAGGUUUGAGGUCCUCUCUAAUGGCACACUCGUUAUCCACAAAGUACUUCCUCUGGACAGAGGCCAGUACCUCUGCAGUGUCCAAAACCAGUAUGGAGAGGACAAGACCAUGGUUAAUUUAAUUGUUUUGGCUGAACAACCUAGAAUACUGCAGACACGCUAUAGAGAAGCCACAGCAUACCUUGGAGAAAAUGUUGUGCUUGAUUGUCAGUCUCAAGGGCAUCCUCAGCCUCGAAUCACCUGGGUCCUCCCUGAUAGGGCAAUGGUACAUUCUGGUGGACCUACUCAUGGCCCGUCUGAUCAGAGAAUCUCAGCCUCAUCCAAUGGCACGCUUCACAUAAAAGCGGCCAGACACACAGAUCGAGGAAUAUACAAAUGCAUUGCUAGCAAUGCAGCAGGUGCUGAUGCCAUAUCUAUUCGACUCACUGUUGCUGCCUUGCCACCAAUCAUUCAACAGCCAAGGCACGAGAAUGUCACUCUUCCAGAAGGAAGCACUGCCCAAUUGAAUUGCAUUGCCCAGGCUGCCCCUCCCACUUCCAUUAGCUGGACUACCCCUGAUGACAAGCAACUCCAUCCCUCUCAGUUUAGUAACGGACGAAACUUGUUUGUCUUCCCCAAUGGGACACUACAUGUUCGUAGUCUUUCUCUGACAGAUACGGGUAGAUAUGAAUGCACAGUAACCAAUGUGGUUGGCACAGCACGGAGGGCCAUUAAUUUGACUGUAAGGAAAUCCAUAAUAUCCUCCAGGGCCAGGAUUACAUUCUCAUCAUCUCAAAAUACAGACGUGGUCUAUGGAAGCAGGUUGCACCUGGACUGUAUUGCAUCAGGCAACCCAGAACCAAGGAUCAUCUGGAGGACUCCAUCCAAAAAGCUUGUAGAUGCUCACUACAGUUAUGAUCCAAGGAUCAAAGUAUCUGCCAAUGGUACACUAUCCAUCCUCUCUGUGACAGAGAAAGAUGAUGGUGAAUAUCUCUGUGUUGCUCGCAACAAAAUCGGCGAUGAUUUUGUGCCCCUUAAGGUCAGCAUCCUAACAAAACCAGCCAAAAUUGAGCAGAAGACAGAGGUGGAUAGGACUGUAUUGUAUGGAGGUAACCUAAAGGUUGACUGUGUGGCCUCAGGGCUACCCAAUCCAAAAAUCCAGUGGGCAUUGCCUGAUGGCACCAUGAUCAACAAUGUCAUGAAGCCUGAACAUCAUAUUGGAAGUCGAAGUCAAAGGUAUGUUGUCUUUGACAAUGGAACACUCUUCUUCAAUGAAGUAGGGAUGCGUGAAGAGGGUGACUAUACUUGUUAUGCUGAGAACCAGAUUGGUAAAGAUGAGAUGAAAGUGCAUGUUAUUGUAGUUGCAGAUGUGCCUGUUAUUGAGAAUAAGACACAGGAUAUCGUCAGGGUUCUCUACGGAGAAUCUGUCUCUCUGAAAUGCAGUGCCAAAGGUGAGCCAACACCUCUUAUAUUGUGGUUCUCACCCACUAACAAAGUCAUCACUUCAGUUUCAGACAAGUAUAUUAUAGAUACUAAUGGGACUCUAUUCAUUCAGAAAGUUCAGCGAUUUGAUGGUGGGAACUAUGUAUGUCUGGCUAGGAACACUGCAGGGCAGGAUCGCAAAGUGACCAGAGUAGAAAUCCUUGUCUCUCCUCCAGCAAUUAAUGGUCUCAGAGGCAACACAAAUUCAUUAAGAGUGUCUACUGUAAGAGAUCGGCGAAAAUUGAUUGAUUGUGAGGCCACUGGCACCCCUGCUCCACGUGUCAUGUGGGUUCUCCCAGAGAAUGUUGUUCUCCCUGCACCAUAUUUUGGGAGUCGAAUAACAGUACAUCGCAAUGGCACUCUGGAUAUCCGCUUAGUGAGAAUAACCGAUUCAGGCCAGUUAGCCUGUAUUGCUCGUAAUGAGGGAGGUGAGACAAGGCUUGUUAUUCAGCUUGAUGUAACAGACAUUUUAGAAAAGCCAAAACUUAGGAGUCCCAAAAUGGAGUCAGUCUCACUGACUGUGGGCAGGAUCAUUAACCUAAACUGUUCAGUUGAAGGGUCACCAGCCCCACAGGUGACAUGGAUCCUUCCAAAUGGCUCCCCACUAUUGAGAGGUGGGCAAUUCAAUAAAUUCCUUCACAAGUCUGACGGGACUUUGGUCAUCAGUAACCCUGCUCUCUCAGAGGCAGGCACAUAUCGUUGUUUGGGACGCAAUGCCGGUGGAGUGGUUGAGAGAACAGUUACACUAACGCCAGGGCAUAAGCCAGAGAUCAAUAACAUGUACAACUCACCCCUUAGCAUCAUAAAUGGGGAGGAUGUCCAGCUGCACUGCUUGUCAAACACAGACUCUGUCCGUCUCAGCUGGACCCUGCCAAGUGGGAUGGUCUUAAACCGACCUCAAAGAGCAGGUCGUUAUGCCGUUCUUCCCAAUGGGACCCUCUCCAUCCAGCAAGCUUCUGUCCAUGACAGGGGAUCAUACACCUGCAGGGCUUCCAAUGAAUAUGGAAACUCCCUGCUCACUGUCCCAGUUAUUAUCAUUGCAUAUCCACCUCAUAUUACAAGUGGCCCAGCUCCUGCCACCUAUGCUAGAAGAGGAGUAGCAGUACAACUUAACUGUGUGGUCAUAGGUAUCCCCAAAGCAGAAGUGGCAUGGGAGACCCCAAAUAGAACACGGCUUGUUGCCAGCUCUCAACCACGCCUGUUUGGGAACAAGUACCUCCAUCCUCAGGGCUCCUUAAUCAUCCAGAACCCUACAACAAGAGAUGCUGGAUUCUACAGAUGUACAGCCAGAAAUGUGAUAGGAGUUGACUCAAAAGGUACAUACCUUUAUGUAUACUGAGAAGCAGACAACAUCUUCUGUUCAUAUGCCCAUGGAACUGCAUUGUUGAGCUAUCAUCCAAGUUUGAUAGCAUUUGUCAGCAUUUGUCAAUGUGAAAUAUUGAAUGGAAUCAGCCCAACACAAAAACAUUACAUUAUUUUUUUUAAAUCAUGGGUGCUUAAAAUUACAAUGUUUGCAACAAAAAAUUUACAAAACGUUUAAAGGUACUUUUUUAGAAGCUUGCAAAGCAAUUUAUGUUAGCAACAUAACCAACCUACUGAUAUUAUGAGGUAUCUUUCUACUUUAUUGUUUGACAAUGACAGUUUAUGUCAAAAUGUAUAGAUGAAAAAUACAUUUAAUGGCAUCCUUUUAUUCUGAAUGUCACAAUUUUUCAGGGAUAUAAUUAAUGUAAUAAUACUUCUCUACAUAUUUUUUUCAAUCAUACUUGGAGAACUUGUCAUUGAAUGACACAUUUUCAUAAUCUGUUAUCACACAACUGUGGCUAGAACAUGUUUUUUUUUUUCUUCAGUUUUAAAUUAAUUCUCAGAUUCUCAUUUUAUAAUAGACAACACAGUUGUCUAUUAUAGUGUCUGCAUAUGACUCAUGUCUAAACAGGUCUGUUUAAAAAUGGCUCAAUCUUGUACCCACUUUUAACACGUAUAAAUUAUUUGUCUUUUGAAGACUAAUGUAUUUCUAUUUUCCAUAUUUUUUAAUAAAUAAGACUUUAAAACAUUUUCAUGUCAGCCUUUCUGAGGUCAAAAAAGGUGACCCAUCAGUAGUUGUGACAGUCAUAGCAGACUUGGCCAUAUUAUUAUAAUUAUUAUUAUUAUUUUAUGCUGUUAAGUCAGGUCAGUUAAAUUUGGAUAGUACAUUUCACAAUAAAUAGUUUUAGUUUCAUUACAUACAACAGUUUCAUAGUACCCCCAGUGAGCAAGUGAACACAAAACCUUAGGUAAAGGAAAAAUAAUUUAGAGGAACCACACUCAGCAGGGGGAGCCGGCCAAAUAUAUAUAUAUAAAUGCAAAUUAUCUAGUUAAAUAAUAUGUGUAAUACUAGUCAUAUGUUUAUUUAAGAACAUUUUAAUUAUUUGAUGUUUUAGUAAGAUAAUUAUUAAAUUGUAAUGAUCAUGAUUAAGAAUGCAGGCAGUGGUCAGUAAAUUUUCCCUUGAUGUGAUUUUUAUUUUUAUAGUGUAGAAUUAAGAUAUACUUAGAAUUGUUUUUGAUUAAUGCACGCAUAACUACAAGAUUGACUGCCAAAUUAAGAGUAUGUCUGGCUAAAGAGGUGAGUCUUAAGUCUAGACUUGAAUUGUGAAAAUGCUGUCUGACGUAGUAAACAGAGAGCAGGAGUCAGACAUUUCAACAGAUCCCACACACAUUUAAAGCAUCUGGACCAUUAAAGAACUUUAAAGAACAAUAUCCUUCUGUGGUUUAUAGAAAUGGGUAAGAAAUCAGAAGGAAAUGUUUUUCCAAGAGUGUGACUGAAAAAGAAUAUCCUCUGUGGGAGUUAUUACACUGCCAUGAAAAUGUUAUAGAGAUAUAAAAUAUCAAGGGGAUUUGAGGGGGACCUCAUUUCCUAUAUUUACAAAGAGUAUAGGCCUGGUCCGUAAUGCAUCCUUGGGGUAAAAAAUUUAAUUGCUAAUAAUGAUGAGCUAAUCAUUGAGGAUAAAGUCCCUUAUUUAUCUUGCAUGGUAAUCUGCAUUUCAGCAGAAAUUAUUUAUUCAAGGUGAAUUGCCUUUGUUUAAUUUACCUUCACUGUAGCUUAAUUGUAUAUAUUUGCUCUGUCAUUAGCAUCUUAAUUUAUUUGAGUGCACUGUUCUAUAUUACAAUGGAAGAGUAAAAACAAAAUAACCUUGAGUUUUUUUUUUUUUUUUAACCAUUUUGUGUCUGUUCUGCUACUAACUCAAUGUCCUGCUUCAGUGAAGACAGACAUGAAGCUUGAGCUCCUCAUCUUGAGCACACCUGGGCACGCUUGUCUGCACCGGUUAAGAUGAGACAGUUAAGGGAUGACUGUACAUUCUGAAUAAAACCCAGCUGUCUAGCUCUUUUUUCCAUGAUUUUGUUUUGACACUCUGGAAUUGGUGUUUUGACAGAGGUGUGAAAAAAUAACGAGCCUAAAACUGCAUGUAAUUUAUUCAUAUAGCCUAUAGAGUAUGAAUAGAUCUCAAAAUGUAGUA
Xyrauchen texanus (razorback sucker) is the source of this 10220-nucleotide messenger RNA. RefSeq names its product matrix-remodelling associated 5a (gene mxra5a). Bases 356 to 8068 code for a protein of 2570 amino acids. Gene Ontology annotation, molecular function: protein binding. NCBI's taxonomy places the organism in Eukaryota, Metazoa, Chordata, Actinopteri, Cypriniformes, Catostomidae. The transcript has 7 exons. Gene Ontology annotation, cellular component: extracellular region. The record is from RefSeq and is a predicted model, not a curated record.